Molecule: messenger RNA, 1337 nt
Organism: Asparagus officinalis (garden asparagus)
Lineage: Eukaryota; Viridiplantae; Streptophyta; Magnoliopsida; Asparagales; Asparagaceae
Product: thioredoxin-like 2, chloroplastic
Exons: 5
Coding region: 152-808 (218 amino acids)
Biological process (GO): cell redox homeostasis
Source: RefSeq, a predicted model, not a curated record
GUGGGCGCGGACGUUUGGGCAUCGCGUCGCCAGCGAAGCCCACAAGAAAGACACCAGUCAUCGCCGGCCCCUCGAUUCUCCGCUCUCUGUUCAUGAGAGAGAGAGACGAAGGAGAGAGAAACCCAUAAGAUUUCAAUCUCAAAAGCUUUCAAUGGCCGAUGCUCUCUCUCGCCUCUCCCUUCUCCACUUCGCUCUCAACGGCUCCACUCCUCCCCUUCUCUGGCCCUUGAUUCGCUCCUCUCCUCGCUCCCCCAGUCUCUCAUUCAAGCCCCGCUCAAUCUCUGCGCGUGAUCUUGAUCGGUUCUCUCGUUUCAAGGUCCGUGCAGUUGUUGCAGGAGAAGAAGGAAACACACCAAAGUGGUGGGAGAAGAAUGCAGGGCCAAAUAUGAUUGAUAUUCAUUCUACAAAGGACUUUCUGGAUGCACUGAGCCAAGCUGGUGAUAAGCUUGUCAUUGUUGAGUUCUAUGGCACUUGGUGUGGUUCUUGCCGAGCUCUUUUCCCGAAGCUUUGCAAAACUGUUCAAGAGCACCCCGAUAUAAUGUUAUUGAAGGUAAAUUUUGAUGAAAAUAAACCUAUGUGCAAAAGGUUGAAUGUUAGGGUUCUUCCAUAUUUCCAUUUCUACCGUGGUCCUGAUGGACUAUUGGAGUCUUUUUCAUGCUCUCUGGCAAAGUUUCAAAAACUAAAAGAUGCUAUUGCAACUCAUAACACCCCUCGUUGUAGCAUUGGUCCGGCUCUAGGUGUUGGAGACCUAAACCUUGUAGAUAGUGCCACUCCACAAGAAAACUCAGCAGAAGCCAGUUCCAGAUAGCCUGUAUCUUCUUAUAAUGCCUUCAAGAAAUGCACGUGAUAUAAUACAGUGUGCAUGGUUUCGUCCUUGCUAGGAAUCGAAAGUCAAAGCAACUUUGCUAAGAGUCCGUAUUGAGUAGCGCUUGCAAUAUUUGCCUGUGAUUACUACACACUGUUCUAUUGCUUGUAUAAUUGUGGAUUUAGAUACCCUUUAAUACAUACUUAGGGCAGAAGGUUCUUCUAAAGUAUUUUCCUAGAGAUUAAUCUUCAGAUACUGAGAAGGGGUAGCUUUGUAUGAAUUAUAAAUUUUGCUAAGUUUUUCAGUUAUUUGUGAACCGUGUCAUGUUUCAUGUAUAUGCACUACGAGACUGUGUUGUGUCAUGUUUCAUGUAUAUGCACUACGAGACUGUGUUUCAGGACUAUUAAAUGGGAUUUGAGGAGGCGCCCUAAAGUUUAAAUUUGCUCUAAAGUUUGACACCCUAAAUCUUGGUUUCACCUUUUUCUAACUUUGACACCCUAAAUUUCGGACCUAACCAUCCGGAGAUCAACAA